AUGACAUCCGUUUUCAAGAAUGGGCGCAUCUUCAUGCCGUCACAGGCCUCGAAUAAUGAGGCGAACUUUGCCGAAAGCAUGAUCAUCGAGAAUGACAAGAUUGCCCACGUCGGCUCUCUCGAUGGAAUAACCAUCCCAGAAAAUGCAAAUGUCAUUGACCUAGAAGAUCGCACUGUCAUCCCAGGCUUCAUCGAUGCCCACGUACACAUCCUGCAUUACGGGCAGUCAUUGCGCAAAGCCAAUCUCAUCGCAUGCACCUCCCUCGAUGAGAUCCGCGAAGCCAUCAAAUCUUACGCCGAAGUCCAUCCAUCUUUGCCGCGCAUAUUAUGCAGAGGCUGGAUCCAGUCAUCUACCAAUGGAGUCGCACUAGCAAGUAUGCUGGAUGGUAUCGACCCACGUCCCAUCUUUAUUGACUCUUUCGACCUCCACUCCAUGUGGUGCAACGCAGCGGCUCUUGAUGAAAUGGGAGCUCAUACUGCCCCCGAUCUUCCCGGUGGAACCAUCCACCGUGACGAAAAUGGAAGAGCUUCAGGCUUACUUGACGAAUCCGCCAUUAUAAACCUUGCAUGGCCUUAUCUAGAAAGUCUUAGCUCCACGAAAGAUAAACUGAGUGCUUUGGACACUGCAGUUGCUGCAUACACUUCUGCUGGGUAUACCGGACUAGUGGACAUGGCCAUGGACGAAGGGACAUGGGAGAUUCUGAAUCUCUACCGUCGCGAUCAUACCAUCCCAUUCCACAUUGGUGCACACUGGCUCGUCCCCUUCUCAGCGGACCAAACCGCCAACUUCAAACACGUGGAUCGAGCAAUCGAGCUACACAACCAGUACAACCAGCCCGAUUUCCAUAUCCUCGGAAUAAAGCUCAUCUGCGAUGGCGUUAUCGACGGAUGCACUGCCGCUCUCCUCCAACCGUACACUGGUAAAUCCGAUCCCGUCGAGCCAAUCUGGCCAGAGAACAUGCUACAAGAAGUUGUCAAGCGCGCCGACUCAGCGGGCAUGCAAUGCGCAAUUCACGCAAUAGGCGACAAAACCAUCCACCAAGCAAUCAACGUUCUGUCGAGAGUCGGCACGCCUGGCCGAAGACACAGAAUCGAACACCUGGAACUGACAACCUCGGAAGACGCCAAGCGACUUGGUCAGCUGGGUAUCACGGCCUCGAUCCAGCCUGUCCACUCGGAUCCUAUGCUUUUCAAGGCGUGGCCUGGUCUUGUGGGUCCCGAGCGCUGUAAGCGCGCUUUCGCCUACAAGGACUUCCUGGAUGGGGGUGCUCCUAUGGCUAUUGGGACCGAUGCACCGACUGCGGCUCACUUUCCUUUCCCCAAUCUUUACAAUGCUACCACUAGGCGCUCGGCGCUUGAAACCGAGACUGAUGAUACUGUAAAUGCGCAUUUCAGGUUGGGGUUGGCUGAGGCGGCUACGGCUGCUACGGCUGGUGCCGCUUAUGCGCGGUUUGCGGAUUCUUGGACUGGAAGUCUGCGGAGCGGAUUAUAUGCGGAUUUCUUGGUUGUUGAUAUGCAGUGGAGGCCGGAGACAUUGCUUGAGGCGCGUGUCUGCCAGACUUGGUAUCGGGGGAAGAAGGUUUUUGAUUCGUGGAGUGAUUGA
Penicillium samsonianum is the source of this 1602-nucleotide messenger RNA. Its product is annotated as amidohydrolase. The coding region runs from base 1 to 1602 and encodes 533 amino acids. The transcript has a single exon. NCBI's taxonomy places the organism in Eukaryota, Fungi, Ascomycota, Eurotiomycetes, Eurotiales, Aspergillaceae. The record is from RefSeq and is a predicted model, not a curated record. Gene Ontology annotation, molecular function: hydrolase activity, acting on carbon-nitrogen (but not peptide) bonds.